AUGCCAGAAAUCAGACUUAACUGUCUUGUUGUUCCUGAUAAUAUUCCAGUCAGGGAAAUCACUCGUCAAAAUCUCGUUACAAUCGAUAUUGGCAUCAAUGAAUCCGUUCAUUCUCUUAGAUCGAAAAUUAAAAAAGAAUGUGCGUCUUGUUUUGAUGACAUUCCAAUCACAGAAUUCGUAAUCCGUGCGGUUGAAAUUUUAAGCAAUGAUUUGGUGAAUGAUAAUAUUACAACAUUGUUUCUAAGCAUAAAAAAUGGGACUCAGGGGACGGAACUAUCUCCAAUUUCUAAUAUUUCUCCCCGCUUUUCCACUCAACUUUCUCAAGAUAAUAUUCAUAUUAUAGUAUAUUUAAAAAUUAAAACACCCCAACAGUGA
Molecule: messenger RNA, 375 nt
Organism: Funneliformis caledonium
Lineage: Eukaryota; Fungi; Glomeromycota; Glomeromycetes; Glomerales; Glomeraceae
Source: the annotation of a GenBank genome assembly